AUGUACCUUCCGCGAAACCUCAUAGCCCACCUAUACCAGAACCUCAUAAAACGCACACAUGCCGCCGCCCCGCCCGUUUUACUCCUUGUCGCCCUCGAACCAGACGCGCUUUGUGCCUGCCGAAUCCUUACCGCGUUAUUGAAGCGCGACUACAUACAACAUAAGAUCCAACCGAUAGCUGGAUAUGGCGAUCUAUCACGAGCGGCAGAAGAGCUGGUUCGGCCGAUGCGGACAACAGACGGUGGAAGUGGAGGCGUUGUCAUAUGUUUGGGCGUCGGAGGCAUGGUGGACAUGGAAGAGAUACUAGGCCUGGACGUGGAUGAGGAUGGCGAGGGCGGCACUGGCGAUGUCGAGGUCUGGCUUUUGGACGCGAGACGGCCGUGGAAUCUUACCAAUGUUUUCGCCGCCCCCAUAAGUCAGGACCCCGCAACGGGAGAGUUCGUGCGGAGACAAGCGGGGGUGGACAAGGGCAAGAUCACGCAGUCAUACCAGUCGUCAAGAGGUGGAAUCAUAGUUUUUGACGACGGUGACAUCGACGAAGAGCUACAGGCAGAGCGUGAAGCAUACGCUGGGCUUGAGGAGAUGCCAGAGGUGGGGGAAGAAGACGACAUCAGCGACGACUCGGACGAUCCAGAUGAUGAGGAGCCGCCCUCUGGACAAGCACCCAAGAAGAGGAAGUCGUGGGGCGAGGAAGAUGACUCUGAGGAUGAUAUGACAGAUGAUGAGCGGCCAGCACAAAGACGGAGGAGUAAUUCGGGAGGCUCAAUACCAUCGUCACCCGAACCGAGACGGCGAAGAGGCCUGCUAGCAGCGCAACAACUAGGCGGCUCCUCCGACUUCUCCCGUUCAGACUCCCGCAGCCGCUCCGCAUCCCCAUCAGUAGCCGCACCAAAAGAGAAGUCGUUGAAGAGCCUCCGAAGGCAGCUGAUCAAGAAGCGGAACAAGUACGCAUCUACACUCGACAAAUACUACGGACUCGGUACCUCCUACUCAGACCCCGUCUCUUCCCUCGUAUACAACCUAGCAUCGGAACUCGGCCGCGAAGAUAACGACCUCCUAUGGAAUGCCAUCGUUGGUGUCAGCAGUUUGGAACUAUACGGGCGGACAGGGAGCGGUGUUGGCCUAAACCCCCUCUCAGCACAAGGUGGUUCAGCAGGCUGGAAUGGCAAUCGCGGAGAGAACAUACGCUCUGUCCUACGAGACGAAGUACGUCGACUCAACCCUGUCACAGACGCCUCCAGUGUAUCCCGCAAUGCAACGAUGGGCGAAGUAUGGGGUGUCAUCCCAACAAGCGCUCUCUCAGCAACCGACAAGUCAAUCCGCCUCUCCCCCGAGCCGCGUUUCCUUCUCCUUCGGCACUGGUCUCUCUACGAAAGUAUGCUCCACUCGCCCUACCUCUCCGCCAAACUACACAUCUGGAGUGAUGCAGGGCAAAAACGACUCGCCAAACUCCUUGCCAAGAUGGGUGUUUCACUCACUGAGUGCAAGCAAAGAUACACGCACAUGGAUAUGGAGCUCAAGCGCGGUCUCCGAGAACGCCUCCUCAAGUUCGCACCACAAUACGGUCUCGAUGGCCUCGUACCACCAAAGUCAGGUACAGGAGACCCCAAAGACGGCUGGGGUUUCGUACGCUGCUGGGGCUGGAAAGCAUGUCUCUCAGCCAUCGACGCCGGCGUAAUCCUAGGCGCCAUCCUCGAAGUCGGCGACGCAAAGAACCUGAACCAAUCCGCCCUCGACAGUUCCAACUUCGUCGGAGCCAACGACCACACCGAGAUGCCCUCCUCCACGCAAGAACAACAAGACCUCGCCCAAGAACAUAUCACCAGCCGCUUCUGGACCGCCUACGAUGCCCUCGGCGACAUCGACCGCCUAGUCGAGCACAUCAGCACAGCCCAACACCUCCACCGCGCCAUCCUCCGCACCGGAACCGCCCUAAUCGAGAAGAAACAGAUCCGCCACCUGCGCGCCUUCCGCAUGGCCGUCGUAAAAGAAGGCCCCGACGUCCAACUCUUCACCCACCCGGGCGCCCUCACCAAACUCGCCCUCUGGAUCGCCGAAGCCAUCGUCGAACUCAACGGCACAAAGGGUAAAAAUAAAGGCAGCGAGCUCGUCAUGGCAGGCCUCGAUGACUCCCGCGGCCUCUACGUCGUCGUCGGCCUUGGCGGCGGCGGCGCAACUGAAUCUGCUAAAUCACGCCUUCAGAAACGCGAAGCGAAACUCAAAGCUAAAGAAGCGCGACAGGCGCAGAAGGCUGAAGCGAGAGAGUCCCGCCGUAAAGCGCGUGUGGCGCGGAAUCUAGCUGCUGGGCUUGAAGAAGAUGAAGUUGCCGAUGACUCGGAGUCUGAAGCCGAAGAAUCUGAUUCCUCGGAUAACGACUCUGAGGAUUCUGAAGAUGAAGAUGAGGAGAGAGGGUCCGGCAGGAAUCGAUUCGGCAACGCGUUUCAAGAGGUUGUUAGGGAGACGGGAGCACGAGUAAGAAUGGACAGUUUCGAGGCGUGUGUGAUUGAGAUUAAAAAGGAGGAUCUCAGUGGGUUUUUGGAGAAACUGAGUCAGAAGGCUGUUGUUGGGUAG
Messenger RNA from Alternaria triticimaculans, 2571 nucleotides. RefSeq lists its product as uncharacterized. The transcript has 2 exons. Gene Ontology annotation, molecular function: chromatin binding; DNA replication origin binding; single-stranded DNA binding. The record is from RefSeq and is a predicted model, not a curated record. Gene Ontology annotation, biological process: double-strand break repair via break-induced replication; mitotic DNA replication preinitiation complex assembly; DNA replication initiation. Gene Ontology annotation, cellular component: DNA replication preinitiation complex. Bases 1 to 2571 code for a protein of 856 amino acids. NCBI's taxonomy places the organism in Eukaryota, Fungi, Ascomycota, Dothideomycetes, Pleosporales, Pleosporaceae.